This is a messenger RNA of Drosophila takahashii, 2206 nucleotides long. It is a transcript of the gene l(3)72Dn, whose product is annotated as UTP4 small subunit processome component l(3)72Dn. The record is from RefSeq and is a predicted model, not a curated record. Gene Ontology annotation, biological process: maturation of SSU-rRNA from tricistronic rRNA transcript (SSU-rRNA, 5.8S rRNA, LSU-rRNA). Gene Ontology annotation, cellular component: 90S preribosome; small-subunit processome; t-UTP complex. NCBI's taxonomy places the organism in Eukaryota, Metazoa, Arthropoda, Insecta, Diptera, Drosophilidae. Gene Ontology annotation, molecular function: protein binding; RNA binding.
CUACGCGAUUUAAUUAUUAUUUUAACUAAAUACGAUGACGAAUAUUGCCAAGAAGGAACCCCAGGGAGGGGGCAAGCAUCAGUUGCACAACGUUCGCUUCUACACGAUAAAACCGCGUGGCAUUGUCAGUUUGGCGUACAGCAAAUCGAGCAAGUGCCUCGCUUUGAGUCGUGAAACACCCGUCAUAGAGCUGUGGAACUUGGAGCACACGCCCUUCCUCGAUCGAGUAAUCCACCUGGCGCCCGAUUGCCCAGUGGAAUCUUUGGCAUGGGCGGGAAAUCGCCUGUUUUCCGCGGAUCUCACGGGCAAACUGAUCGAGUGGGAUGUGAUAAACCUGAAGCCUCGCUACGAGCACUCACCCACGGGGAAUGCCCUCUGGAGUCUCGACGUGAACGCCGCGGAAACGGAAAUCGCCGUGGGUUCCGAGGAGGGACACAUCAACCUGCUGAGCAUCGAGAAUGACGAGAUCACCUACAAAUCCCUGUUCAACAAGCAAAAAGGUCGCGUUCUCUGCAUUAAGUUUGAUAAGACUGGCACGAAACUUGUCACGGGCACCGAGGGAUUCGUUCGCAUCUGGAAUGUGCUCAAGGGAACCACGCUCCACACGAUGACCCUUUCCGAAAAGGACCUAAUUGUUUGGUCCCUGCAGUUCCUGUCGGAUAACACGAUUAUUGCUGGCGAUUCGGCGGGAUUUGUGACCGUUUGGAAUGCGGAAAAUGCCACACAGAUCGAUUGCACACGAGUUCUGGACAAGAACGUAUUUGCCUUGGCUGUAAAUGAAAAGGAGGAUCGAUUGGUGUGCAGCGGAAUGCAGCCACCGCUCAUCCGGAUCUUCAGCAAGACCCAGAUCCGCCGGGAGGAGUCCACCAGCGAGCGUUGGAUCAAGUUUCUGCAGCGCGAUGCCCACAAACACUAUGUGAAAUCCCUCUUGGUUAUAGACGGUCAGAUCUUCUCUGGAGGCCUGGAUGGAAUAUUGACUAUAACCUCCAGCGAAAGGACGCAGGCACACCUAUCGCAGCAUGCUCCCUUCCUCAAGGGAUCCGUAGCUUCACUGGCCAUUGCGGAAAAGCUAUUGCUCUUACGUUAUCCCAACAGUCUUCACCUGUGGCGCCUGGGUUCCGUGGUUCCACAAGACGAGGAGAAGAAAAAACCCUGGGAUCAGCCAAUUGGUGCCUCUGAGGAGCUUCUCUUGGAGCAGCCUCCCCAGAAACUCCUUCAACUUAAUGUCAAGGAGAGUAACUUCAUACAAGCUUCAGCCAUUUCACCCGAUGCAAACUGGAUUUGCUACUCCACAUUGAAGGAACUGCGUUUAAGUCGUUUGAAGAGUAAUCCCCUAAAGGUGGAGCGUCUGGUGGAAGAUCUGCCAGAGGAACUGCAACCAGCGAGUCACAUAAUCUUCACAAAGCAGGGGCGACUGGCACUGCUCCAUCCCCAAAGCAAUCGUCUUAGCUGGUUUAACCUGAAGGAAGAUCGGGUAAUCUUCCAAAACAGCUUCGAUUUGAGUGAUCAUUGCAAGAGCACCAUCAGCCAUCUGGUAAUUUCUUCAGGAGGCGAUUACCUUGUGGCCGGAACUUCAGAUCAGAUAAUAUCGGUUUGGAAACUACAUGGAAAACAGUACAAACACCUGCUGAAUCUGCCAAGGCACCGAGCAGGAACCACAGCUCUUUCCCUGCACGAGGAUCAUCCGCGGGUGGUGGUGGCCUACGCCAAUGGCCAGCUGGUGGAAUACGAUCUGGUCAAUCGGAUCUUUACCUGUGAAACCGAAGAGUACCUUAUACCGGACACCAGGCACCACAGCAUCAGUGGCAUCAGCCUGGAUCCCAGGAAUCCCGACAUAUUCCUAGUUCACACCGAAACCAACUUGUAUGUGCUGGAGAGGAAUCAGCAUUUGGAGCCGAAGGAGCAUGCGGUCAAGGGCAAGACGAAGAAAUUGUCAAACGGAAACCGCUCUUCAGUGGGGGAAAAUGCAAAGGGCUUGAGCCUCAAGACGCAGCUGCCUCGGCAGCACCUGGUGCACGUGUCUCGGCUGAGCGCUAACGAACUUGUCAACGUCAGCAUUUCGACAAACAAUCUGUUGGCUCCGCUGCCGCCGCCGUUCCAGCGGAAGAAGUUCGCCGCCUCGUAAACGGAGUGCAGGAGGAUAAAAUGGAGUUUACCCAGUAGUUUCCACUUAGUUACCAAAUAAAAUCAAAAGUAGAAAACAAUG